Octodon degus (degu) is the source of this 782-nucleotide messenger RNA. It is a transcript of the gene Rpl13, whose product is annotated as ribosomal protein L13. The record is from RefSeq and is a predicted model, not a curated record. The transcript is spliced from 6 exons. Gene Ontology annotation, cellular component: cytosolic large ribosomal subunit; ribosome. Gene Ontology annotation, molecular function: RNA binding; structural constituent of ribosome. The coding region runs from base 107 to 742 and encodes 211 amino acids. Gene Ontology annotation, biological process: translation. NCBI's taxonomy places the organism in Eukaryota, Metazoa, Chordata, Mammalia, Rodentia, Octodontidae.
GUCAGAGCGCUGCGGUGCUCCUGAUUGGUCAGGUCUUCUACUACCCCAGGGUGCUUUGCGACAGCGCUCCUUUUGGUUCCGCCGAUCCGCGGCCUAAGAGGCAGUCAUGGCGCCCAGCCGGAAUGGCAUGAUUCUGAAGCCCCACUUCCACAAGGACUGGCAGCGGCGUGUGGCUACGUGGUUCAACCAGCCAGCUCGGAAGAUCCGCAGGCGCAAGGCCCGGCAGGCCAAAGCGCGCCGCAUCGCCCCGCGCCCCGCGUCCGGGCCCAUCCGGCCCAUCGUGCGCUGCCCCACCGUGCGCUACCACACCAAGGUCCGAGCCGGCAGGGGCUUCAGCCUGGAGGAGCUGCGGGUGGCCGGUAUUCACAAGAAGGUGGCCCGGACCAUUGGCAUCUCGGUGGACCCGAGGCGGCGGAACAAAUCCACCGAGUCCCUGCAGGCCAACGUUCAGCGGCUGAAAGAGUACUGCUCCAAGCUCAUCCUCUUCCCCAGGAAGCCAUCGGCCCCCAAAAAGGGAGACAGCUCGGCUGAAGAACUCAAGUUGGCCGCCCAGCUGACAGGACCUGUGAUGCCCAUCAGGAAUGUCUACAAGAAGGAGAAGGCCAGGGUCAUCACAGAGGAGGAAAAGAACUUCAAGGCAUUCGCCAGUCUGCGCAUGGCCCGUGCCAACGCCCGGCUCUUUGGCAUCCGGGCGAAGAGAGCCAAGGAAGCCGCAGAGCAGGAUGUUGAGAAGAAAAAAUAAAACACUGUUGGGAUCUUGUAAUAAAUGCUCAGAAAAGCCA